Zootoca vivipara (common lizard) is the source of this 1283-nucleotide messenger RNA. RefSeq names its product arylamine N-acetyltransferase, pineal gland isozyme NAT-10-like. Gene Ontology annotation, molecular function: arylamine N-acetyltransferase activity. The record is from RefSeq and is a predicted model, not a curated record. NCBI's taxonomy places the organism in Eukaryota, Metazoa, Chordata, Lepidosauria, Squamata, Lacertidae.
CUCAGGGGUGAGGAUCCUCCCGAGUUUUAACCUAGCUGGAAUGUGCCCUUGAACUCUGCUUAAUACCUCUUUCUUGCAUGCUAGAUAGAGGAGUGUGUGCAGAAACCAGCCAGCCAAAUACAUUCUGCCUCUUUCCAUCUCUGGCUCUGCUCACAUUUGCCUCUCCACCAUAAUACACAUGUGGAAGGUUGCAGGGAAGGCAAUAUAACCCUCUGUCUGGAAAAGGUCCAGAAAGAAAAGGAAUCCCGAUCGACUUCCUCAUUCUCCUCAUCUGCUUCCUGAGUCUAGUCCAGAAUGGACAUUGGACCUUACCUGCUACGAAUCGGGUACCAGGGCCCCACUCAGCCUUCCCUGGAGACCCUGCGCAGCCUCCACCGGUGUCACCUCCUCUCCGUGCCCUUCGAGAGCCUCAGCAUCCAUUCCAGGGAGCCCAUCGUCCUGGAAGUGCCCUCCCUCUACAACAAGAUCGUCCGGCACCAUCGGGGCGGCUUCUGUUUUGAGCUGAAUGGCCUCUUCCUGUGGCUGCUGCAGGCAUUGGGAUUUGAGGCCAAAGCUGUGGCCGGGCGCGUCCGGAACCGUUUCACCGGCCGCUAUGGCCCCCCGUUGGACCACAUGGUGAUUUUGGUGCAGCUGGGUGGGCGGCAGCUGCUCUGCGACGUGGGCUUUGGUGAAGGUUUCACGGAGCCAUUGGAGUUGAAGGCCUCUGUGGAGCAAGUCCAGGAAGGUGGCAUCUUUUGGCUGGGCCUCCAAGGGGGCGUCUGGGUGCUGGAACGCCGAGAAGUCUCCGGGAAGGAGGGGAGGCCCUUAUAUCGGUUCACCCUCGAGGAGAAGAAAUUGGAUGAUUUCACGGGCAUGUGUCUGUAUCACCAGACUUCGCCCAGCUCUAUAUUCGCUUGCAAAUCCUUCUGCUCCCUGCAGAAAGAAAAUGGCGGGCGCCUCACAUACAUGGGUUGGCGUCUCAUUUCCAAGAAGGGAGGGGAGAGUACAGAGACCCUCCUGCAGAGCACCGAGAUCCCAGUGGUGCUCCGUGAGAAAUUUGGGAUCAAUCUGAGCGGGGACUUCAAGCCAAAGGAUGAAGAAAUCCUGCCACCUCUCGGGGAAGGUUAAUGUGGGGUGGUGGAAAUUGCUCCCAAUCCAGAAAAUAGCCUAAGAGAUGGUUUGUAAAUAAUUUCUCAGGACUAAUAAAAAAAUUCCUUCAGUAGCACCUUAAAGACCAACUAAGUUUUUAUUUUGGUAUGAGCUUUCGUGUGCAUGCACACUUCGUCAGAUACACUAGAAACAGA